AUGCUGCAUACGACGGCUCCUGCAUCCGUUGUGCAAUGUGACCCGAGCACGUGGAACGCUGGCGGACGCUAUGAAGAUGACCGGUUGCUGGCUCAGAGUCAGCAUGAGUGGCAGGUGCUCAAGGUGCUCACUGGUGGUUCACAGUGUUCCCCGACGCACCACGUGCUGGAGUUUGUGCGGCUCAAGCGUGUAAACUAUGGAAUUCGAUGGCGGAACGUACGAAACGCAGACGCUGUUCCACCACGCUGCAUGAUGGGACCUCAUUGGUACUUGAUGGUGGCGACGUGGUCGUGUUUCAGCGUACUGGUGGUAACAGUGAACGUGGUGACCAUUGGAAAGGCGGGAAUGGUCGAAAGAGGGGCCGGAGUGUUGCUCUCUGGCAUGUGCUUGACGUGCUACGCCCUUGUUGGAUGCACGAAUCCCGGUAUUGUUCAGAGGACGGACGUGCCUCUUGAUGAUACGUUCACCUAUUGCGACCAUUGUGAGUCAUAUCGACCGGAAGGAGCGAUGCAUUGUAUGGACUGUCGAGUGUGCAUUGAAGAGUACGAUCACCACUGUCCGUGGACGGGCAAAUGCAUCGGCAAGCGCAACGUCCGCUACUUUUACGCGUGGCUCUUCUUCUUAGUGCUGGCAUUCGUCUACGAAAUGAUCGAGUUCACGACGUAUUUCCUUCCACCUGACGAUCGCAAUGUACUCGACUCGCUGGACGACUCACUGGAGAUUGGCGCGUCAGUCGUCACGCCUGCCCCACUUGCAUAA
This is a messenger RNA of Hyaloperonospora brassicae, 759 nucleotides long. NCBI's taxonomy places the organism in Eukaryota, Oomycota, Peronosporomycetes, Peronosporales, Peronosporaceae. The record is from the annotation of a GenBank genome assembly.